AAGCAAGUGGGGGGAAAGACAGGCCAACCAAUAAUCCUGAAUACUUUGACUAUAGCUAUAGAAUGCAGUGCAAAUGUAAACUAUUAGUCACACUCUGUUUACACGUCUGCUUGCUACCAAAUCUGCCUAAUGUACAGUGCGUAAAUGUGAUGUGUUUGUAUACAAAGAUUUUGUUUGUUUAUUUUGUGUGUGUGUUUGCGGUGACAGGAAGCAGGGAGUGAGGUCCUGUGAUGUGCUGAGUCACGUCUCAGACUUGGAGAAUCCUCAGUUCUACACAAUCACCAGACAACAGCUGAAGUCAGUGGCUCUGAGAGUUAUUCUGUGGGAGGCCAAGAACUCCAAACACCCAAAUUUCAUUGGAGAGGUACUUGUGUCUCUAUCGGACAGAGAUGCCGUCAGAUUAGAGGGGCACCCCAGCUGGUUCAGAAUGUGCAAGACAGACCCCAACCUCCCUCCCCCGCCCAACGCCGUCCUCGUCAAAAAGGCCAAGAAAGAAGACAUAUUCCACCGAGUGCGACGAGGGACCGGCUACGCCUUGCAGAGCCUCCGAAGACCAAUGUCGAUGGGAAUUGACGCUCUGGCGGCCGAAAAUGGCGGCCGACUUCCCCCCAGCUCUAGUAUGGACGGUCUAGAAGCCAGCUUCAGGAAGCUCCAAGGAGCCAAUGUAACGAUGCCGCGGCGGACGAGAAAGGAGAGAAAACCUCUGUCGGGGCUCUUUAAUUCUCCACCUCACGUCCCCGGUCCGCCAGUGUCAGCAGGUAGCCUCCAAAACGGAAGACCCGGUGGCUUCGGCAACGGUCACGAUAUUUCUUCGAGGCGCGUCCCGGAUGUGAUAUCACGUGUGGGAGCUAUGGACGAGAGUGCCUCGUUCAGCGUGCCAACUUCCCCGCUAAUGUCUCGAAAAAUGGCUGCCAGGGAGAGCAACACUCUCCGUCGCAAGAAACUCGGUGGUAUUCUGAGUGUUCUGCGAGGCUCGCUCCUCCCCGCCAUGCAUAGCAUCGACCUCGCCACUCUACAGAGGAAACGAGCUGCGACCGAGGCUGGUGAAGACGUGACAGACGGCGAUGUGCCCGUGGAGGAAGAAGAAACGAAACGACGCUGGUCUCUCUCCGGAGAUUUCAAACACAGAAUCGUUCCGCUCAGCCCCCCGUUCUCCUCCUCCUCCUCCCCCUUCUUUUCCCCACAACACACUACGAGACAACCCUUAACGAGUACGACGUCAUCAUCCUCACUCGACCCCUCCCCUGGUUCGGCCCAUCGUCGCGUCCACAGCGAAAUAACACCUUCCACUACUGACUACCAGUGGAGCGACGUCACGGCAGAAGAUUUCCAAAAGAUUGAAUCUGCCGGUCUGCUGACUCCUGAAACGACCUCAGGUGCUGUUUUAUCAGACGGUAGUUGGUACUCAGCCGAAGAGGAGCUAAAAGACGAAGAAACUCCAAAGAAACAGAGUCCCGCGAGGGUUCUAAAGACAGGGAGCUCAAGUGCCUCGAAACUGCUCUAUAGUCGCUCCCACACCGUGGACGAUGGGUUCGGGAGUGUGAAUUCAGCCACAAAGAUGAAAUCGCGAAGUGCAGAGAACCUUCUAUCGGGAGACGAGAGGGAAGAGGAGGGAGGAGGAAGAGAGGGACUGGGGUUCAGGGAGCAUCUUCCGCUCACUCGGACGCGGUGCCAUGCUAUCAGUCGUGGCUCCAGCAGUGGCUCGUCGGUGGAGGACGAUCACACCACACCCAACAGUCGACCUCGCUCCCACAACAGCGGCUCUGACGAGGUGGGCGGAGUCAAAGGUGGAGAUGUGGGUGGACUCACGGGCGGAGUCACGGGCAGAGACGCAGGCGAAGGAGAGUCGUCCCUACACAGCAGUAUGCCAAUCGGGAGAGUCAACGCGAUCUCCCUGAAUCCGAGAUUUCGAGCCACGGGAGACGGGGAGAGAGGUUCUCAGGCUGAUGGUGAGGUGCCUCCUCCUCUUCCCCGUCCUCUUCGGGGGAGAGAAUAUCACGGUGGAGAUCAUUUGAGGACCUUCUCGGGGCUCUCCCUCUCCAGAAAAUAAAGCCGAGAUGGCUGAGGAGAAACAGGACUCAUCACGUGGCCUCCAACUCUAACCCGAGUCCACUGUUGCAGAGGAGGAGCUCCGAGCCGGCCAUCCCUGAAAGUCCGCCAGUAGGGAAAGUGAGGCUGGAACUGACCUACAACCCCGACACGUCUAUGGUGGGAGUCAGACUCCACGAACACACUCUCUCUGAGAAUAACACAGAGCUGAUGGUUCAGACAUUCCUGUACCCAAGAUACAGUGUGGCCAGCAGAGAAUGUCAACAGAAAAUAGUUUCGUUCAAGAAGACUGACUAUUCCCAUACUCUAGUGGCCAGCUUCACCUGUGAUUCCAACCUCUCUGACCUCACUCUUCAGGUGAGUUUGGAAGCAAGUGGUCGAUUCUUUAGCCGACAGAGUGGCCACGUCUUGCUGGACCUGGGUCCCCUCCUCCUCCCCUCACCCUCUCUCUCUUGCGACCAAUGGUUCCCUCUCUUUCUCACACCUCGCCCCCCUCCAAAUGACGCCCACCACAAAGAACAUGAACUGGUGUCUCUUACGGUUACAUGAUAUCACAUCAUCUUUGCUCACCAACAUCCGACCACAUUAAAACGUGAUAAUAUAAUUAAUACCGCAUGUUCUAUUGGGAUUGAAACAACAAAUCUAGACACCAAUUGCAAUUGGAUUGGAUUUCAGAAAGAAACUUCUUAGUA
Molecule: messenger RNA, 2741 nt
Organism: Geodia barretti
Lineage: Eukaryota; Metazoa; Porifera; Demospongiae; Tetractinellida; Geodiidae
Source: the annotation of a GenBank genome assembly